AUGCGGCCGAUCGGACUGGCAUGCUUUGCGCGCGGAUUAGGUUGCUUGUGGCUAGGCCCCGUCGUUACGCGGAUGCGCCCGCUGUCUAAGGUCACGGUUGCGGCGCGGGAUGGGGGGCCUGGGAUUCAUGUUGAUCUUGACGUCGAACUCCCAGACAUCCCGAUCCCGACUCUACCGAAUAAGGGCUGUGACGCCGACGUGAUGGUUGGUGAGACGAAUGUGGAAGAGCCCUUCGUGCUACGAUUCGUCGGUGGCCGAGACUUGCGCAACAUCGAAUGCGGUAUCCUGUUGGCCGUUGUGUACAUGGAAGCUUCGCUGGUGUCCACUGAUCAUUCCGCACGCAGCUGUCAGGAGAGGACCAUCGGCCACGCCGUUGAUGUUACCCUGAGCGCUUUCUGGGCCGUGCUGAGUAACGGCGCUGAGAACCACCACGAGAUCUUCCAUUGGUCUUACUUUUUGCGCAUCCCCGACACGUAG
Molecule: messenger RNA, 477 nt
Organism: Thermothielavioides terrestris NRRL 8126
Lineage: Eukaryota; Fungi; Ascomycota; Sordariomycetes; Sordariales; Chaetomiaceae
Exons: 5
Coding region: 1-477 (158 amino acids)
Source: RefSeq, a predicted model, not a curated record